This is a messenger RNA of Vigna angularis (adzuki bean), 674 nucleotides long. Its product is annotated as photosystem I subunit O. The record is from RefSeq and is a predicted model, not a curated record. The transcript is spliced from 4 exons. Bases 84 to 509 code for a protein of 141 amino acids. Lineage: Eukaryota; Viridiplantae; Streptophyta; Magnoliopsida; Fabales; Fabaceae.
GGAAAAGAAUAUGAAGAAUCGGAACCGAAAAACUAGCACAGCCACUACUUCCUCACACUGGUGAUUGAGAGAGCAGAGCGAAAAUGACAACCUCCAUGACGACCGUCGCAGGAUUGGGUGGCGCAACACUGGGCUCCGCCGCAUCUCGUCUGACCUCCGGGUUCGUGAGAGCUCCUGUGAGUGCUAGGAAUCCCUUGAGACAAGGUGUGGCAAUGGGAAAUGGUGGGAGGGUGACAUGCUUUGAGAGGAAUUGGCUGCGGACCGAUUACAGUGUGAUCGGGUUCGGGUUGAUCGGAUGGCUAGCACCUUCCAGCAUACCGGCUAUCAACGGUAAAAGUCUGACUGGCCUCUUCUUCGACAGCAUUGGAGCUGAGCUUGCUCACUUCCCCACUCCACCUGCUCUUACUUCCGAGUUCUGGUUAUGGCUGGUUACAUGGCACCUUGGGUUGUUCCUGUGUCUCACUUUUGGGCAAAUUGGUUUCAAGGGAAGGACUGAAGACUACUUUUGAAUUCCAAACCUAUGGUCUGUUUUUACUUUCUUUUUGUUUUUCCUUUUGUGCCUUGCAAUUGCAAUCUAUGCUGUAUAACUCUAUAUGCUACCUUUUACCUUAGAAAUCUGUGUAAUAUUCAUAAUGUUGUAUAUUAUUAUUGCUGUUGUACUUUCUGCUUCCUCA